AUGGGUAGAUUAGUUGGUUUAGAGCUAGAAAACUUUAAAUCUUACAGAGGGACGUCUUCUAUUGGAUUUGGGACCUCGUUUUUCACAUCGAUUAUAGGUCCCAAUGGAGCAGGUAAAUCAAAUAUGAUGGAUGCUAUUUCGUUUGUUUUAGGUGUGAAGUCUUCUCAUUUAAGAUCUCAUAAUUUGAAAGACUUAAUAUAUCGUGGGCGUCGUACUAAUGUCAAUGCGUUAGACAGUACUUUGGAGGAAAUAUCUCCAGAUCCUACUAGAGCGUCUGUUAUGGCUAUUUACGAGAAGGAUAACGGAGAAAUAUUGAAUUUAAAGAGAAUUAUAACCAGUACUGGAAGCAGCGAAUAUAAGAUAAAUGAUAAGAGUGUGACGGCUUUACAGUACUCCUUGGUGUUGAAAAAUGAAAAUAUUUUAAUCAAGGCCAGAAAUUUUUUGGUCUUCCAAGGUGAUGUAGAACAAAUAGCAUCACAGUCACCUAAGGAUUUGACAAAAUUAAUUGAAACCAUUAGUGGAGCUAUUGAAUAUCAACAUGAGUAUGAGAAAUUAAAAGAUGAGCUGGAGAAAGCACAUGAAUCAUCAAAUGUAGUCUUUUCGAGGAAGAGGACCUUGAAUUCCGAGUCUAAGCAAUAUAAGGAGCAAUUAAUAGAACAAGAAACAUUUGAGAAAAAGCUUAUUGAUAAGAAUAACUUAAUCAAAAUGAUCAACUUGUACAAGAUAUACCAUAACGAGAAAAAGCACUUCCAAUUACAUGAUGAAUUGAAAAGUAAAAAUGAAGAAUUAAACCUUUUAAAGCAGAAGUUAAAAACUGAAGAAAAAUCGUACAAAAGUAUGAUGACAGAUUAUUCGAAAAAACUGUUGAAUGUAAAGAGUCAUACCAAGAAGGUAUCUGAUUUUGUUCGCAAUAUUGAAUCUGAAAAGCGAAACUUAAUUCCUGUUAAUGCAAACAAAAAAUCAUUGGUUACUAAGAUUAAUGCUAGCAAUAAUAAAAUAAAAGAUCUUAAAAAUGAUGUUAAAAAGCAGCAAAAACAGGUUUUAUCAAUUGAAAACCAAUUAAGAGAUGCGAAGAAGAUGUUUAAUGAAUUCCAGGAGAAAGUGGCUGCUUCUAGUUCAUCCUCAGUUUCUCCAGAGAGCCAAAAAGAAUAUGAUGACUUAAGAGCCAAAUUUUUGGCCAACGGAGGCUCACAAUUAGAAGAAGACUUAAGCCUUUUGUUGAAUGAAAAGGAUUCGAUCGAUUCGAUGAUCACUAAUUAUAGUAAUCAGAAGCAAAAUUCAAAUUAUAGAAUAUCUGAUUUAGAAAGCAUUAUACAAUCAGAACUCAAAACGAAGCUAGGAGAAACAUCUAGUGAAAUUAAUGACAUACUUAGUCUCAAAUCAGAGAAAGUUGAGUAUAAAAAUAGCCUUAUAAAGAAAAAGGAGCAAUUUAAUUAUCAAGAAUUAGAAUUAAAUUCAAAAUUGCGUGAUAUAUUAGUUAAACUUGAUGAGCUAGCAUCCCAGCAACGAGAAUCUAAUAAGCAAAGAAAAUUAAGAGAAAAUGUAACUAUGUUGAAAAAAUUGUUCCCUAAAGGAGCCGUAAAAGGAAUUGUAUAUGAUUUAGUUCGUCCAGCUCAGUAUAAAUACGAGGCAGCUCUUCUGACUAUUUUGGGCCGAAACUUUGACGCUAUUAUUGUUGAAACAACGUCAAUUGCCUAUAAGUGUAUUGAAAUAUUGAAGGAAAGAAGAAGCGGCGUUUGCACAUUCAUCCCUUUAGAUUCUGUUGUUAAUGAUUCACUUAAUUUAAAUUACUUGAGAUCAGUUCACCCAUCAGCACAACCAGGUAUUGAUAUUUUAGAGUAUGAUGACUCAUCUUUAGAACAAGCUAUACAGUAUGUUACUGGUGACACAUUGGUAGUUGAUAAUAUUGAAGUAGCUAGAAGCAUAAAGUGGGGAUCAGGGAAACAUUUGGAUAACAAGAUGGUUACUUUAGAUGGAUCAGUCAUUCAUAAGUCGGGUUUGAUGACUGGUGGCCAGCAGCAUCAAACAUCUAACAAGAUUCUAUCAUGGGAUCAGAAUGAGUGGAAUAGCCUCAGUAACAUUAAAGACGACUUAACUGAAAGAUUAACGAAACUUAGUGAAGAGAAACCAAAGGAACUUGAAAUUAAUAUGGUUAGUGAUGAGAUAAGUCAUCUUGACGAUAAACUUCCAUUAUUAAGGACCCAAAAGGCUAAUAUUGAAAGGGUUAUAGAAGACAGAAGCACUGAGAUUAACUUCCAACUAGGCCUCAUUAAAGAAUUUGAGGCAAGUAUACAAAAUAAGGCUGAAAUAUUGAAAACUAAUAAUGAAAAGAUAGAAGCCCUUGAAUUAAAAGUUAAGGAAUUACAAGAAACCGUGUAUCAUGACUUUUGCGAAAGACAUGGCUAUGAAAAUGGUAUUGAAGAUUAUGAAAAUUUACAUGGGUCUACUCUUAGAAUUAGAGCAAAGGAAAGAACUCAAUUUUUAAAGGCUAUCGAUACCUUAUCUAAUAAAUUAAAUUUUGAAAAGGAGAAAUUAGCCGAAACAGAAAGCAGAGAGACUGCGAUGAAACAACAGCUAAAGGAAUUGGAAGAGAAUAUUGAAGAAGUAAUGUCUGAAAAAGAAACUUUUGAAGAUAGAAUAGACAACUUCGAAGCUGAAUUACAAGUUCUUCAGACAGAGAAAAAUGACCUUGAGACUGAGUUAAAUUCCAUGCUUAAAGUUUCAAGAUCAUUAGAAAGUAAUGUUAAUGAAUUUAAUAAUGAAUUAUCAAAUUUGAAUAAGCAAAUUGCAGGUAUGGAAGAAUCUAUAUUAAAAGUGGAUAUAGAGAGAGUCAACAUUUUGAAAAAUUGUAAGAUUGAAUCUAUUAAUUUGCCAUUGAAGGAUGGGAUUUUGGAUUCGAUCUCAAUUAGUGAAAAUGCUGAUCUGCUUAUAAAAGAUAUUUACGAGAUUGAGGUUGAUUAUUCAUUGUUGAGUGAAAAGCUCAAGGAAUCUUUUAAUUCGAAGAUUGAAGCUGAAUUAAAAGCUAGAUUAGAGCAAAUUAUCGAAGAUAUAGAACAGUUAACGCCUAAUGCAAAAGCUGUUCAAAGACUCAAAGAAGUUGAAACGAAAUUGAAAAGCUUUGAUAAAGAUUUUACCAAAGCCAGACAACAAGAAAACAAGAUAGUAGAGAAAUUCAAUGCCAUUAAAGAGAAAAGAUACGAAUUGUUUUCAGAGGCAUUUAGCCACAUAUCGGGUCAAAUUGACUUCAUCUACAAAGAAUUGACUAAGUCAUCUACCUCACCGCUUGGUGGAUCUGCCUACUUGACUUUAGAAGAUGAAGAAGAGCCUUAUAAUGCUGGUAUAAAGUAUCAUGCUAUGCCACCUAUGAAACGUUUUAGAGAUAUGGAUUUAUUAUCGGGUGGUGAAAAAACUAUAGCAGCCCUUGCAUUGUUGUUUGCAAUUCACUCCUUCCAGCCUUCUCCUUUCUUUGUUCUAGAUGAAGUGGAUGCUGCUCUUGAUAACUCUAAUGUCAAUAAGAUUGCUAAUUACAUCAAAAAGUAUGCUGGCCCUAACUUCCAAUUCAUUGUUAUUUCUUUGAAGAGUUCCUUGUUUGAAAGGUCCGAUGCUCUAGUUGGUAUAUAUAGGGAACAAAGAGAAAAUAGCUCUAAAACAGUUACAUUAGAUUUGAGAGAUUAUUCUGAAGAGGAAGUACCUAUUGCAAAUCCUAGUGUCUCAGUUGCUUAA
Molecule: messenger RNA, 3723 nt
Organism: Debaryomyces fabryi
Lineage: Eukaryota; Fungi; Ascomycota; Pichiomycetes; Serinales; Debaryomycetaceae
Gene: SMC1
Product: cohesin subunit
Exons: 1
Coding region: 1-3723 (1240 amino acids)
Biological process (GO): sister chromatid cohesion
Cellular component (GO): cohesin complex; nucleus; chromosome
Molecular function (GO): ATP binding; DNA binding; ATP hydrolysis activity
Source: RefSeq, a predicted model, not a curated record